AUGUCUGCGCAGGCCUCGCCCGCGACAGAGCUGCAGAACCCGACGCUCGGGCAGGUGUACGCCACGCUGACGCGCCACUCGGCGCAACAGACCGAGUUUAUCCCGCACAUCUUUUACGCGCUCCACCAGCUGAAGAACGACAACGGCCACACGAACACGUUCGAGACUGCGACGUCGAACAUCCGGCACCGCCUAAAGCUGUGCAAGGCGGCGAUCGCGGGCGACGCGCACGCCGUCGAGAUGCUCUCGCGGCCGUGCGACGAGUGGCCCGCGGUCGUGUGCCAGAAAGAACAGGAAAUUGAGGCGAAAAAGCGUGUCCAUCGACAGCUGCGCCAGCGCGUGGAGGAGAUUGCCGGGCCGCUGGACGCAGCCGCCGCGCCCUGA
This is a messenger RNA of Eremothecium gossypii ATCC 10895, 384 nucleotides long. It is a transcript of the gene CSE2, whose product is annotated as Cse2p. Gene Ontology annotation, molecular function: transcription coregulator activity. The transcript has a single exon. The record is from RefSeq and is marked provisional. Bases 1 to 384 code for a protein of 127 amino acids. Gene Ontology annotation, cellular component: mediator complex. Gene Ontology annotation, biological process: regulation of transcription by RNA polymerase II. NCBI's taxonomy places the organism in Eukaryota, Fungi, Ascomycota, Saccharomycetes, Saccharomycetales, Saccharomycetaceae.